GAGAGGGGAGUACACUGCUGAGGGAGCCUGUCUGCUGUCACACGUGUCUCCCCUCACCUCCUCUGUACUCCAGCUUCACAGGAGACAUACUGCACUCACCACAUCUGGACCUACAGGACGUCUAUGAGAUCUGGCCUCUCAAUCUCUACACCUCUUUUCUGAUUAACCUAAUCUACAAAGAAUCUGAUCCAAAUACAAAGCCUUCCGAGGGAAACUCGAUGGCAGAGGUUGUGGAAACACUUGGAAAGAACACAAUGAUACAUGCUGUAUGAAGUGAAAGAAAAUCCUUCCUGGGGGGGAAAUGGUGUGUUUGAAAGGCACUCUACGGGGCUCAUCGUAUCCACACUCUACGGGGCUCAUCGUAUCCACACUCUACGGGGCUCAUCGUAUCCACCCUCUACGGGGCUCAUCGUAUCCACACUCAAGGCCCCGCUGGUUGGGGAGGGACUCAGUGAUUUAGACACAGUGUCCAAUGUGGACGAGCUGGUGGAGCUGUUGUACCCAGAGUACAGUCUGGUGCAGCAUUGCCUACGUAGGAAAACCCAGCGCACCUCCACUCCUCUCCAUCCUGAAGACGACGUCUGGGCCUGGGGCAAGCCCAGGGAGGGGGCACUGUACAAGUCUGACGACGGCACCUUUGACGUUAUUCUGGAGGAGAUCCAGCGUACCAUGUGCAGUCCUCGGGAGGUGUGUCUGGAGGUGUCUAAAGAGUACCCAGAGAGCACCCGUCACUUCUACAUGCCUCGCUGUGUGUCUGUGCACCGCUGUGGGGGCUGCUGUACCCACGAGGGUCUGUACUGCACCAACACCAGCCAUACUUACAGCAACAAGACGCUGCUGGAGAUGACUCACCGUGAACAUUCUGUGGUGAUGGUGGCGUUCGUCAACCACACAUCCUGUGAGUGUCUGUCCAAGAGGCCCCAGCACUCCGUCAUCAGGAGGGCUGCUGCAGCCCACCUCACCGUGUGUUCUCCGCCAGAUGUUCCCUGCAGUACAGGACUGGUCUGGGACCCCACCAGCUGCCUGUGUGUUCCCAUGGACACAAGCUUCUUCUCCGAGAGAGAGCUGGAACCCCUGGAGUCGGCCUUGCUGGCGCUGUGUGGCCCCAACAAAGUCCUGGACGAGGACAGCUGUGAGUGUGUGUGUGAGAACGGUCUGACAGAGGCCAGCUGUGGGCCGGGCUGGCGUCUAGACCAGGCGUCCUGUGAGUGUCUCUGUGAGGACCAGCCCGCCCCGGGGACCUGCCCUCCCAACCAACGCUGGGACCCAGAGCUGUGUGGCUGUGUGUGCCGGUCAGAGUGCCCCCGUAGCCAGCCUCUCAACCCAGAGACGUGCCUGUGCCAGUGCAGGGAUAGCCCUCAGACCUGCCUGCUAGAGGGCAAGAGGUUCAACGCACACAACUGCAGCUGUUACCGGCUGCCCUGCAGAAAGCCACACAACAGCUGUCCAACAGGCUUCUACUACAGCCACUACGUCUGCCAGUGCAUACCCAACCACAUGAGGUCAGGGGAGUGGAACUGACAAAGCUGGUGUUACCAGCACUGGUGUUACCAGCACUGGUGUUACCAGGACUGGUGUUACCAGGACUGGUGUUACCAGGACUGGUGACAAACUCUAGGGUCAAUGUACUGUAACUGUAUGGUGGAAACGAGGCGGUGUGUUUGCAAUGUAAAGCCGGUAGAUGGAGGCUAGAAUUAGGGGAAUGUUUUUUUAUGAAUUCUCCUGAUAGGCCGCGAGGCUCUCCAUCGUCAGACCAGGGAACAUACAAUGAAGCACACAACGAUGCAGUCGUCUAGAUACUGCAGGUCAUGGUCUGAAUCAUGGACAUUAUUGACAUUGCCUCAGAUUCAUUAAGUGUGGCUGUUAAAAUGAAAAAAAAAAAUUCAUUCCAUAAAAUUAAAUAAUUUUUAGAUUAUCUGACAUGGAUAUUUAUUGCAAGUGACCCUGCAUCUCUCCGAGAUGACGAUGACGUAACUGGGAAGAAACGCCCUGACAUGAGAAGGAAGACAAAAGACUGAAAUGUAAAGCCCAUGCAUAUACUGUAUUGUACAAAACGUGUGACUGUAGUCAGUGGUGGCUGUGAAUGAAAAGUGUGUUUUUAAUGUCAUAUCCUAUUUGUAUUGUAUUUAAAAUACACGCUAUUGAUAAAAUAAAAUACAAAUUUGAUUGGCUUUGGUAAA
Oncorhynchus tshawytscha (Chinook salmon) is the source of this 2180-nucleotide messenger RNA. Its product is annotated as vascular endothelial growth factor C. Bases 262 to 1521 code for a protein of 419 amino acids. The transcript is spliced from 7 exons. Gene Ontology annotation, biological process: positive regulation of angiogenesis; vascular endothelial growth factor signaling pathway; induction of positive chemotaxis. NCBI's taxonomy places the organism in Eukaryota, Metazoa, Chordata, Actinopteri, Salmoniformes, Salmonidae. Gene Ontology annotation, cellular component: membrane. The record is from RefSeq and is a predicted model, not a curated record. Gene Ontology annotation, molecular function: chemoattractant activity; growth factor activity; vascular endothelial growth factor receptor 3 binding.